AUUGGGGUAGGUUAGUUUUGCUGUAACAACAAAAAAGCUUCAAGAUCUCCUUAUAAAAAUUUAUUUUGAUUCCACCCCCAACAGAUUCUCAUCAUGGUAGUGAUAGCGGUAGAUAAGUACAAUGAAAUAGUGAAAUUCAUAAGAAACUUCCGAGGUCUUAUGAUUGAUUGUGAAAGAGAAUUGCAAAAGACUUUCCCGGAAUUUUCGGAAUAUCCCAUCGUGUUGUCCAGUAUCAUUUCCCGGGAGGUACAGACGCAACUAAAGACUACUUACUACCACAUCCAGGCGCAAUCUUCCACUAUCCUUCAGCAAUAUGAAAGUGAAAUUGCUGAGAAUCCCAAUGAUGAUUCCAUUCUCCUGAACAAAUCAAUUGAUGUUAAAUUCUCACCUGUGGGCCUUGCAAGACUCCUCCUGACUGAAAAAUACAAAGGAUCCAAGACUAAAGGAGACAUCAGCAACAUGGUGAAGAGUCCCUACCUCAUUCCGGAUAUGGCACUAGCUGCAAAUGUUCGAAAGUGUCUCUUCAACGAUAGCUACGAUGGCCCACUUACGGAUUUAAUUCGAAGAUUCAUAGGGGAGGAAUACGAAAUAAGGCUGAAAGAAAUGGCCAAGAAAGUUGGAUUGGUUUUCCAUGACGAAGGUGAUCUGAGACGCACUGGAUAUGAUAAGACUCCUGACCUAAAGUUAGUCGUUCCUUGUCUGUACCGAGGAAUUCCAAUUCACUGGAUUGAAAGCAAAGCCCUUUUUGGGGAUGUCUCAAAUCACGAGAAAUACGUCAGAGAACAGCUUUCUUGCUACCAAAAUCGCUUUGGGGCUGGUAUUGUCAUCUACUGGAUGGGAUAUAUAGAGAGUCUUGAUAGAGAUGAGAAUAUUUUCGUGAGAGACUCCUUCCCAGAUCCAAGUGAACUUACACUGCUUAAAGUUUAAUUAUUAAAUCCUUGAUUUUUUCUAAAAAUUAUGAAUUUACCUCAAAAGGAUAUUGUCUCUGUGAGAAUCAUUAAAUUUUUGAAUAAAACUGUUAAAUAUC
This is a messenger RNA of Lutzomyia longipalpis, 1027 nucleotides long. RefSeq names its product CDAN1-interacting nuclease 1-like. Bases 94 to 927 code for a protein of 277 amino acids. NCBI's taxonomy places the organism in Eukaryota, Metazoa, Arthropoda, Insecta, Diptera, Psychodidae. The record is from RefSeq and is a predicted model, not a curated record. The transcript has 2 exons.